CGGUCAUCAUGGUACUGCAAUUUGACCUUAUGAGGAAUUGACGACUUUCAUUUGGUACUGGCCCGAUCUUAACCCAUUUAAGUUUGUUUUUUUUUUUUGGUGUUGUUUUACGUGUAGUGCCCAAAAGAAAAAACCGUUUUCCGGUAAAUUCUCGAAUAAAAACUCUCCCCCUUCGGUUUACGGUCGAACGGUUUCGUGGUCUAUACAAACAUAAUUUAUUAUAUUACAAUAGAUUUCAAGGUUUGUAUAGUAUUAGGCACACACCAGUGCGUUAACGGUGCAAUCUAGUGGUUUUUAUUGGUGAAGUGUUGGAUAGAUAAACAACUGGAACCAAUAUGUAGCAAAGGCCCAGCGGCGAAACGUAAAAUGAAGAAGUCAAAGGCGGUAAUUUCAAAAAUAUAAAAGGAACUUUUUUGUCCCGCGAAAAUGUCGACUUUUUUCAAAAAAAGUUUCGUCUUUUGUACGUUUUUCGUGUCCUGCGCGUCGGCCGCCCUUUUGCUGGCCGCCCUCGGCACCAAACACUGGACCGAAUCGGGGGCGAAAAGGAUGAAAAACCCCGCGGAAAGCGACGGAAAGAUCCACUUUGGACUGUUCGAGGGUAAGAAGGAACUUAACGUGGCGUACGGGUGGCGUACCUACGAGAUGGACGUCAUACACAUAAUGAAAGACGAGCCGGAGUUUCUGAAUUAUUGGUUCUGGCUCGGGACAGUUACCGUUUUAUGUGUCGCCCUCCUAACCGCAGUCAUCAGCACCAUUUUGGCGGUUAUCAAUACGAUCACUACGUCACAUAGAUGUCUGGUGGGCGUGUCCGGACUGAUUUUCUGGAAUUUUCUUACUUGUUUUUUAUCGUUAUGUGGCAUCGGACUGUGGUUGGCCCAGUUUUACACCAAGAUCCAAUACAACGUGCUCACCAGGGAGGAUCGCGGUAACGAGUGGAGUUCGGAAAAUAUGGCCGAGCUCGGUUACUCCUUUUGGUUCGUAGUAGGCGCCACCUGUGCCAGUUUCGUCAACGUCAUACUGACGAGCAUAGCGAAUAACGAACACGAGACGGAGACUGUCAUUCCCGUAUUAGAGGAGAAAACUAACGGGGCGAUUAUGCUUUAUUAAAUAAAUAAAAAUGUUUUACCGUAUAAUAAAUUAUAUAUUUUUAUAAAGUAAAA
This is a messenger RNA of Anthonomus grandis grandis, 1160 nucleotides long. RefSeq lists its product as uncharacterized. NCBI's taxonomy places the organism in Eukaryota, Metazoa, Arthropoda, Insecta, Coleoptera, Curculionidae. The transcript is spliced from 5 exons. The coding region runs from base 427 to 1107 and encodes 226 amino acids. The record is from RefSeq and is a predicted model, not a curated record.